ACUUCCAACGCGGUUUCGCGCAACUUCAGUCUCCACUCUCCACACUCUCUCUCUCAACGAGAUCCGCCGCACACACGCCGUAACCGACACCAAUGUCUUCUCCGGCGACUCUCCCCGUCACCAACCAGCAAGCCACUCAAUCCCAGCCACCGAUCAACACCCCCGCCUUCCGCACAUUCCUCUCCCGCCUCUCCUCCUCCCUCCGCGCCAGCCUCUCCCAACGCCGCCCGUGGCUCGAACUCAUAGAUCGAACCUCGUUCGCCAGACCCGACUCUCUAACCGACUCGAUCUCCCGGAUCCGCAAGAACCUCGCCUACUUCAAGGUCAACUACGCCGCGAUCGUCUCCUUAGUCCUCGCCUUCUCCCUCCUCUCCCACCCCUUCUCGCUCCUCGUCCUCCUCUCGCUCCUCGGCGCGUGGAUGUUCCUCUACCUCUUCAGAUCCUCGGAUCAGCCGCUGGUUAUCUUCGGGCGCGGCUUCUCGGAUCGCGAGACGUUGCUCGGGCUCGUGGUGACGACGAUUGUCGUUGUGUUUAUGACGAGCGUUGGAUCUUUGUUGACUUCUGCGUUGACCGUUGGCGUGGCGGUUGUUUGCUUGCACGGCGCGUUUAGGGUUCCGGAUGAUUUGUUCUUGGAUGAGCAGGAGCCUGCUAACGCGGGGCUGAUCUCGUUUAUUGGUAACUCCGCUGCUGCUACUUCGGCUGCUGCUGCUUCCGUUGUCGCGGGACGUGUUUGAGAGAUGGAAGUGGAUUCUCCUCUUCAUUCAUAGUUGUUAUGUUUUUGAGUAUAGAUUCGAUAUUGUAUUCUUAAGUUUGGUUACAGUUCUGAAACUUUGAGCUGAUGUAAGAUCAGUUUGAUACUCUUGUUCUCAUCAUUACAUGUGUUGUGUUCUUUUGCA
Molecule: messenger RNA, 896 nt
Organism: Brassica rapa (field mustard)
Lineage: Eukaryota; Viridiplantae; Streptophyta; Magnoliopsida; Brassicales; Brassicaceae
Product: PRA1 family protein B2
Biological process (GO): vesicle-mediated transport
Cellular component (GO): endoplasmic reticulum; Golgi apparatus
Source: RefSeq, a predicted model, not a curated record